UUAUUUUGAAAAUUUUCAUUGUGAGUUCCUUUAAUAUUUUUUUCGAUUAAAUUAUGAACAGAAUUUUAUAUUUUUCGUGAAACUUAGUAAAAUAUAUCAAGGAAAUAUGUCAUUAAGGCCCAUAUAUAUUUUUAAAUGGAAUUCUAAUAUAAAUUCAAUAUUUGCCAAGUAUGAGCGCCUAAAAACUCUUAGUUUAUUUUGUAAUUCGUCUUGCUCAGACAAUUCGAAAAGUUCAGACCCAGAAAAAAUAGAAACGAGUCCUAGCGUAGGACAAACAUCAAUUUUAGUUCAACAUGGUUCAGACAUUCAAGAAUUACCGGUAGUUCUUCGUAAGAUAAAAACAGACGAGUUCGUAACAAUAUGGUCAGAACCAAAUAACACCGAAAUGAUUGAUGGCAACAACCAAACAUUAAAUAAAGUAAAUCAAAUUGAAGUUAAAUCUGAAGAAGCCAUAAAGCUGUUAAAUAAUUGCGUAACAUCAGCAGGAAUUUUAAGCAUUAUUAAUGAAAUCCCGGAAAGUGCUUUAAAUCCAGAUAUAGCUUCACAUGCUUUUGACAAAUUAAUUAGGAAUGAUACUGUAAUUGGUUUAAGAAACUUGGAAGAAAGUAGUCCUGUUUUUGAAAAAUUAAUUAGGUGUAUUCUUAAAAGUGGGGACCACAAAUUACUUUUGGAUAUAAUGGAAAUGUUAAAAACAUUUCUUGAUUUACAAAAAACUGUACAACGCUUUUGUGAUGAAUUGUUAUUAAGAAAUUCAGAUGGAGCCUUAUCAAUUGUGGAAACUUGUGAAUGUAUUGAUAGAUUUAUUGAUUGUCAGCAGCAUUUCGCUGCUGAAAAAUUCUGGACUGGAAUUUCUGAUGCUGAAAAAUCAAUUAACGAACAAAAUAUAAAAUUUAUUUAUAAAGUUUUACCAAAGUUAAAGAUAAGUAGAAGAUUACUAUUAGGUAUAUUGGAAAAGCGUAUUGGCAACUUUUGGUAUCUUUUAACACCGGAAGCCGUAACAGAAAGUAUUGAAGCUUUAGCUAAAAUGAAUUCAACCUGUACAGCCCUCAGAACUAUGCAAUUUUUCGCAAGAUGGUUAAAUACUAAUAUACAUGUAGUCAAUGGAAAACAUUUGGAAGUAAUCGUGAAAUCAUAUACAAAAUUAGAUUUCUCUAAUUCGGAAAUAGAAAAGGCACUAAGUCGAUAUGUGAAAGCCAAGGGAAUUAAAAUAACAUCAGAAUCUUUGACAAUUGCAAUUUUGGAACAUUGCUUACAUUUUAGGCUUCGAAAUCAUAUUAUAUUAAACGGUUUCUCCGAGGUUUUUAUAUGUAAUUGGAAUCGAUUUUCGCCAGAUGUAUUAAAAACUUUGAUUCAAACUUUUGGUUUCCUACAUUAUCAACCAUUGAAUGGAAUAAAAUUUUGGCAAAUUAUUGAAGAAUAUAUAAAAGAAAAUUUUCAUAAGUUCAAUCCGAUACAUUUGAUUGAAAUAUUUUUAAAUUGCUGCUAUUUGGAAAUGUAUCCAUUGAAUUUCGUUAAAUCAGUUUUUAAUCCACACUUUAUUGAUUCGAUACAUAGCUCAAUUGAUCCUGAAAGGCUUCUAAAAAUUCGAAGUGACCUUAAGUUACUAGAUGUUGCUCUUACGAUAGAAGUUGAAACAUAUUCAGGACCUUUUUUGCCAAAAGAUAAUUUGUCGAAAUCUAUUUGGCAAGAUGGUAGAAUUAAACGUAUUGUAAAUCAAACAAUGGACUACUUUGAAAAAAUUGCUGGUAGCUCUGAUAAUUUAACAAGAGGUGUUAUAAUUGGAAAAUUACCGGUUAAUUCGCUCUAUAUAGUGGAUGUUCUUGUUCAUCCGCCUGGAUUCAAAACUUUUUCUUUCAAUAUAAAAGACGAUUACAAUGUCUUAGUCGCCGUCUUGAUUAUGAUACCAGAAUAUUAUGAUUCAAAAGGAGAAUUUUUAAUUGGUCCGCAACAUAUGCGCAUAAGGCAUUUGAGAAAAAUGGGAAUCAAGGUUGCAACUUUAAACUAUGAUAGAUUAGCCAAACUUAGAAUGCAUCCAGUUCAAUUACAUAAGUACUUGGUAGAAAGAAUGAAAGAGACUUAUUCAGCCUUGCCAACUAAAGAAAUUUAAGUAAUUCUUUAUUAGAUUUCUCUAAAUUUUAUUGUAAAUAAAAAAUGUUUUAUUAUAAAUCAAUCUGAAGUUUACGCUAUUUUUUUAAGUUCGAGUUGUCUUUCUUACAUAAUAGAGUACAAUUAUAGUUAGUGAAGGUAGUAGUUGUUUAUA
Molecule: messenger RNA, 2260 nt
Organism: Condylostylus longicornis
Lineage: Eukaryota; Metazoa; Arthropoda; Insecta; Diptera; Dolichopodidae
Product: FAST kinase domain-containing protein 3, mitochondrial-like
Exons: 2
Coding region: 107-2107 (666 amino acids)
Biological process (GO): regulation of mitochondrial mRNA stability
Source: RefSeq, a predicted model, not a curated record